AUGUCCUCGAUCUGGAAGAACUACUUCGGUCAAGAUGAGGUCGCCUCGUCAGGCGCUACCCCACCGAACGACGAGUCUUUGCCUGCCAACUGGUACACCUCUCCCGAGAUGUGGGAGCUGGAGCGCCGUGCGAUCUUUUCCCGCAAGUGGAUGUUGAUCACCCAUAAGAUGCGCCUCCCUAGCACCGGUGACUACUUGGUCUAUAACAUUGCCGGGUACCCGUUUAUUCUAGUCCGCGACAAGGAUGGAAAUUUCAACGCAUUCCACAACGUCUGUCGACACCGUGCUUUUCCUGUGGUGACUGAGCAGGAGGGCAAGGCCAGAAUCUUCGCCUGCAAGUACCACGGCUGGUCGUAUGGCCUCAAUGGCAAACUCGCCAAGGCUCCUGGCUAUCAGGAUCUCGAGGGAUUCGACAAGAACAAGAAUGGCCUUUUCCAGAUCCAUGUCCACGUUGAUAACAAUGGAUUCGUAUGGGUCAACUUAGACGCCAAGGAAGAGCCCGAGAUUACGUGGGAAAGUGAUUUCAGCAAGAUUGAUUUGCAGGAACGGUUCAGGGGCAUCAACUGGGACGAGUACAGCUUCGAUCACACCUGGGACUUGGAGGGAGAGUACAACUGGAAGAUCCUUGCCGGCAGCCUUAACGAGCGCUACCACCCAAAUGCUUCCCACAACGUCGAUACCGAGGAUAGCAGCAUCACCGACUACGCUAACUCCACCCCAGAGCAAAUUGCCCGUGGCUUGAGGGUUGCCAGCACUUAUUACUUCCCUAACGCUUCUAUGACUGUUUCCCCGCACUUCUUCUUCAUGCAGAGAUUUGUGCCGACCUCCGCCACCAAAACCACGAUGCGGUAUGAAGUUUACCGCAACAAGAACACUAGCGACGAAGAUUUCGAGUUGAUUAGCCAAACAUACAAGCGGAUCAUGUCCGAGGACAAGGACCUGUGCAUGGCCGUCCAAAGCAAUCUGGGUAAUGAUGUGGAGAAGGGAUCCCUCCACCUUCAGACAGUUGUGCGCGAGCUUGUUUUGGAGCACUACAAGAAAGAGCAGGAAGCAGGUCGUGAGAUCUGGCCAACUCGCCAAACACUCCCAACCACUGCCACUACCAGCGAGGAGGACAUGACCUUCUGCAACAAGCUAGAUGCCCAGGCCAAGGGGUCUACAGCGGUCGGCGGACCGGUCAAGGCGGCCCGUCAAGAUCAGAAACGCGAGGAGCUCGAAGAUAUACCAGAGGCACCCUACUCAAAGAACAGCAACCCAUCCUCUGGUGAACCGGCUUUUGAGCGCUUCUCUCCCGGGUCGGGUUCUUUUUCUUUUGGAUUCGGCAAUAACGAGGACUCAAAUCCCCAUCCCUCUUCAGCGGGAGUCAGCAAAGCCUUGGAACUGUAUUUCCAUUACUGUCAUCGACAGCCGAUCUGGUGCUUCGAUUAUGAAGACCUCGAGGACAAGGGUAGUCUUUCGGACGAGCUUAUCUAUAGUGUCCUAGCUCUGACUGCGCGCUUUUCGCGUGAGCCGGGUCAGUCGCAGCGGUAUGGAAAUACCGCGCGAACGCUGAUCAUGCUCCGCGUGGCAAAUGGCUCAGUGGACCUCGAAACCAUCGAAAGUCUAUGCCUGCUUUCAUAUUCGUCAUUCAUAGACGGGGACGUGCACCUCGGUCGGUUCCAUCUUGGCCUCGCUUUUCAGCUUUGCCGGUCGGCGAUGAUGGACGUAGACUCCGGGUAUCCUCCUGAAAGUCCUUUGACUGAACGAAAGAAACGCUUGUUUUGGAGUCUCCAAUCACUCGAACAGACAUAUGGCCAGCAAAAUGGGUUUCUCAGCCUCCCGGCCGAGAACCUGCGUCCUUUUUGUGCUCCCCACGGCGGAGACCGGGGAUUUUCAAAGGAUUUCGAACCAAAGCCGCCCAAGUUACCCCGGGAUGAUAUUGGGUGCUCCACGCCCGAGGAUAUAGGCAUUUGGAGCUUGGCAGUUCAUUUCGGAUGGGUUUGGAGCAGGGUUCGCACCUAUGUAUCCGACUGCGCACAAAAUCGACUCAAGGAGCCCUGGCGCCAUGAUUCAACAUAUACAAUGAUACUCUCGGAUCUCACUGAGGUGGAGAAUAAGCUCUCUCAAUGCCACCGAUACGACUCGGUCAAAUUUUAUGAGCGGAAGGCAGAGGAACUGCGUAUGAACCGGGGGUACUGGACGCCAUGGCUGAAAGCGCAGUUCACGUAUCAUUGUAUCUUGGCUGUGCUAAACCACCCUUUCCUCUACAUCGUAGCAUCACAGUCGAAUCCGAACCUCUCUAUCCCCAACGCCUUUUGGAGACGCUCUUCCGAGCUGGUUGUGUUGCAUGCGACCUGGCUUGUUCGUAUGAUUGAUAUGGUCUCCGAAAGGAAAAUGCGCCUAAUUGAUCCCUUCUUUGGGCACGCCGCCGCGAUUGCAGCGACCGUACAUCUUUAUUAUUGUUCCGCAGCGGAUCCGCGACUCAAACAGAAAUCAAAAAUCGACUUCGAUAAAUGUCGGACCUUUCUGAAAAGUUUCGUUCCUUUCUCUGCAGCCUGCAAAGCUUUAGACCAAACUCUGGACAAGAUGACCCGAAUUGCAUGCGGCUCAGAAAAUGUCAACUACGACUGGAUGCCGUCCAAGAUCCACCUAAGUAUCCCGUUGAUGUGGGACCUACUCCAAAUCAACUGUAUACCAGAGCCGCAGGAGAUGUCUGGUGGCUUAUUACAUCCCACGUUGAUACCCGCCAUUUCACGAGACGACGCGGGGGAAAGCUCCUGUACGCUGGAGGUCAUCGUGGCCAUGUCACCUGAAGUCACUGUCAAUACGGCGGAUGGCGGACAGGCUGCCCAUAUGCAACCGAGCGUGGCCAACGUGUCAUCUAUGCAAUCCUCGCCAGACAGCCUCGCGUUCGCCGACAAGUUGGUCGCACCGGCUGACAGUCUCAUGAUGAAUACGCCAUGGCUCUGGACGGGCCAGUUUCCGGAUAUGGACAAUAUGGACUACCAGGAGCCCGAGUCCGGCAUGGGGAAUAUCGACGGAUUUUCUGCCUGGUGGGACAUUGGGAAUCUCUAG
Aspergillus bombycis is the source of this 3054-nucleotide messenger RNA. Its product is annotated as putative C6 transcription factor. Gene Ontology annotation, biological process: DNA-templated transcription. Gene Ontology annotation, molecular function: DNA binding; iron ion binding; 2 iron, 2 sulfur cluster binding. Lineage: Eukaryota; Fungi; Ascomycota; Eurotiomycetes; Eurotiales; Aspergillaceae. The record is from RefSeq and is a predicted model, not a curated record. The coding region runs from base 1 to 3054 and encodes 1017 amino acids. The transcript is spliced from 5 exons.